This is a messenger RNA of Drosophila ananassae, 679 nucleotides long. RefSeq names its product guanosine-3',5'-bis(diphosphate) 3'-pyrophosphohydrolase MESH1 (gene Mesh1). The record is from RefSeq and is a predicted model, not a curated record. Gene Ontology annotation, molecular function: guanosine-3',5'-bis(diphosphate) 3'-diphosphatase activity. Lineage: Eukaryota; Metazoa; Arthropoda; Insecta; Diptera; Drosophilidae. The coding region runs from base 116 to 655 and encodes 179 amino acids. The transcript has 3 exons.
GUAGAAAGGUGUAUCGUUGUCCAACACUUGGUCAGCUGUUGGUGUUUACAUUUUUUAAUAAAUAAAAUAAACCGGCAAAGCUACAUAUUUUGAUAUUUGAAUAGAGGGUAAAACAAUGACAACAUAUCCUUCUCGCAAAUUCAUGGAAUGCCUGCAAUAUGCGGCUCUGAAACAUCGGGAGCAAAGACGAAAGGACCCCCAGGAAACGCCGUAUGUCAAUCAUGUCAUAAAUGUGAGCACCAUUCUGUCCGUGGAGGCAUGCAUCACGGAUGAGGCUGUUCUCAUGGCAGCUCUCCUUCACGAUGUGGUUGAGGAUACGGACGCCACGUUUGUGGAUGUGGAGGAACUCUUUGGUGCCGAUGUUUGUGGUUUAGUACGGGAGGUGACCGAUGACAAGUCGUUGGAGAAGCAGGAGCGAAAGCGGCUGCAAAUUGUCAAUGCAUCCAAGUCCAGUUGCCGGGCUAAACUCAUCAAAUUGGCCGAUAAGCUGGAUAACCUAAGGGAUCUGCAGGUUAACACGCCCAAGGGAUGGACAGAGGAACGCCGUGAGCAGUACUUUAUUUGGGCCAAACAGGUGGUUGACAACCUGCGAGGAACCAACGUCAACCUGGAACUGAAGUUGGACGAGAUCUUCCGACAACGUGGUCUUUUGUAAACCAAAAAACAAAUCAAUUAGAUA